AUGGUUGAUUUGGAGAGCGAAGUGCCUCCUCUGCCUCCCAGGUACAGGUUUCGGGAUUUGCUGCUAGGGGACCAAGGAUGGCAAAACGACGACAGGGUACAAGUUGAAUUCUAUAUGAAUGAAAACACAUUUAAAGAGAGACUAAAGUUAUUUUUUAUCAAAAACCAGAGGUCAAGUCUAAGAAUUCGUCUAUUCAAUUUUUCUCUCAAAUUAUUAAGCUGUUUAUUAUACAUAAUCCGAGUGCUACUAGAAAACCCUUCACAAGGAAAUGAAUGGUCUCAUAUCUUUUGGGUGAACAGAAGUCUACCUUUAUGGGGCUUACAGGUUUCAGUGGCAUUGAUAAGUCUAUUUGAAACAAUACUACUUGGUUAUCUCAGUUAUAAGGGAAACAUCUGGGAACAGAUUUUACGAAUACCCUUCAUCUUGGAAAUAAUUAAUGCAGUUCCCUUCAUUAUCUCAAUCUUCUGGCCCUCCUUAAGGAAUCUGUUUGUCCCAGUCUUUCUAAACUGUUGGCUUGCCAAACAUGCCUUGGAAAAUAUGAUUAAUGAUCUGCACAGAGCCAUACAGCGUACCCAGUCUGCAAUGUUUAAUCAAGUUUUGAUUUUAAUAUCUACAUUACUAUGCCUUAUCUUCACUUGCAUUUGUGGAAUCCAACAUCUUGAACGGAUAGGAAAGAAGCUGAAUCUCUUUGACUCCCUUUAUUUCUGCAUCGUGACAUUUUCUACUGUGGGCUUUGGGGAUGUCACGCCUGAAACCUGGUCCUCUAAGCUUUUUGUUGUUGCCAUGAUCUGUGUUGCUCUUGUGGUUCUACCCAUACAGUUUGAACAGCUGGCCUAUUUGUGGAUGGAGAGACAAAAGUCAGGUGGAAACUAUAGUCGACAUAGAGCUCAAACUGAGAAGCAUGUUGUUUUGUGUGUCAGUUCACUGAAGAUUGAUUUACUUAUGGACUUUUUAAAUGAAUUCUAUGCUCACCCAAGACUUCAGGAUUAUUAUGUGGUGAUUUUGUGUCCUACUGAAAUGGAUGUGCAAGUUCGGAGGGUACUGCAGAUUCCAAUGUGGUCACAAAGAGUUAUCUACCUUCAAGGCUCAGCCCUUAAAGAUCAGGAUCUGUUGAGAGCAAAGAUGGAUGAUGCUGAGGCCUGUUUUAUUCUGAGCAGCCGUUGUGAAGUGGAUAGGACAUCAUCUGACCAUCAAACAAUUUUGAGAGCAUGGGCUGUAAAAGAUUUUGCUCCAAAUUGCCCUUUGUAUGUCCAGAUAUUGAAGCCUGAAAAUAAAUUUCAUAUCAAAUUUGCUGAUCAUGUUGUUUGUGAAGAAGAGUUUAAAUACGCCAUGUUAGCUUUAAACUGUAUUUGCCCAGCAACAUCUACACUUAUUACACUUCUGGUUCAUACCUCUAGAGGGCAAGAAGGCCAGCAGUCACCAGAACAGUGGCAGAAGAUGUAUGGUAGAUGCUCUGGCAAUGAAGUAUACCACAUUGUUUUGGAAGAAAGUACAUUUUUUGCUGAAUACGAAGGGAAGAGUUUUACAUAUGCCUCUUUUCAUGCGCACAAAAAGUUUGGCGUCUGCUUGAUUGGUGUUCGGAGGGAGGAUAAUAAAAACAUUUUGCUGAAUCCAGGUCCUCGAUGUAUUAUGAAUGCUACAGAUAUAUGUUUUUAUAUUAAUAUUACCAAAGAAGAGAAUUCAGCAUUUAAAAACCAAGACCAGCAGAAAAAAAGCAAUGUAUCAAGGUCAUUUUAUCAUGGACCUUCUCGAUUACCUGUACAUAGCAUAAUUGCCAGCAUGGGUACGGUGGCUAUAGACUUGCAAGACACAAGCUGUAGAUCAACAAGCGGCCCCACCCUGUCUCUUCCUACAGAGGGAAGCAAAGAAAUCCGAAGACCUAGCAUUGCCCCCGUUUUAGAGGUUGCAGAUACAUCAUCUAUUCAAACAUGUGAUCUUCUAAGUGAUCAAUCAGAAGAUGAAACUACACCAGAUGAAGAAAUUUCUUCAAACUUAGAAUAUGCUAAAGGCUACCCACCUUACUCUCCAUAUAUAGGAAGUUCACCCACUUUUUGUCAUCUCCUUCAUGAAAAAGUGCCAUUUUGCUGCUUAAGACUAGACAAGAGUUGCCAGCAUAACUACUAUGAGGACGCAAAAGCCUAUGGAUUCAAAAAUAAGCUAAUUAUAGUUGCAGCUGAAACAGCUGGAAAUGGAUUGUAUAAUUUUAUUGUUCCUCUCAGGGCAUAUUAUAGACCAAAGAAAGAACUUAAUCCCAUAGUACUGCUAUUGGAUAACCCGCCAGAUAUGCAUUUUCUGGAUGCAAUCUGUUGGUUUCCAAUGGUUUACUACAUGGUGGGCUCUAUUGACAACCUAGAUGAUUUACUCAGGUGUGGAGUGACUUUCGCUGCCAACAUGGUGGUUGUGGACAAAGAGAGUACCAUGAGUGCCGAGGAAGACUACAUGGCAGAUGCCAAAACGAUUGUAAACGUGCAGACCCUUUUCAGGUUGUUUUCCAGUCUCAGUAUCAUCACAGAGCUUACUCACCCAGCCAACAUGAGAUUCAUGCAAUUCAGAGCCAAAGACUGUUACUCUCUUGCUCUUUCAAAACUGGAAAAGAAAGAACGAGAGAAAGGUUCUAAUUUGGCCUUUAUGUUUCGACUUCCUUUUGCUGCUGGGAGGGUGUUCAGCAUCAGUAUGUUGGACACACUUCUGUAUCAGUCAUUUGUAAAGGAUUAUAUGAUUUCUAUCACCAGACUUCUGUUGGGAUUGGAUACUACACCAGGAUCAGGGUUUCUUUGCUCUAUGAAAAUCACUGAGGAUGACCUAUGGAUCAGAACUUAUGCCAGACUUUACCAGAAGUUGUGCUCUUCUACUGGAGAUGUUCCCAUUGGGAUCUACAGGACUGAGUCCCAGAAACUUACUACAUCUGAGUCUCAAAUAUCUAUCAGUGUAGAAGAGUGGGAAGACACCAAAGACUGCAAAGAACAAGGUCAUCACCGAAGCAACCACCGCAACUCAACAUCCAGCGACCAGUCAGACCAUCCCUUGCUGCGGAGAAAGAGCAUGCAGUGGGCCCGAAGACUGAGCAGAAAAGGUCCAAAACACUCUGGUAAAACAGCUGAGAAAAUAACCCAGCAGCGACUGAACCUCUACAGGAGGUCAGAAAGACAAGAGCUUGCUGAACUUGUGAAUAAUAGAAUGAAACACUUGGGUCUUUCUACAGCGGGAUAUGAUGAAAUGAAUGAUCAUCAAAGUACCCUCUCCUACAUCCUGAUUAACCCGUCUCCAGAUACCAGGCUAGAGCUGAAUGAUGUUGUAUACUUAAUCCGACCAGAUCCGCUGGCAUACCUUCCAAACAGUGAACCCAGUCGAAAAAACAGCAUCUGCAAUACCACAGGUCAAGACUCUCGGGAGGAAACUCAACUUUGA
This is a messenger RNA of Puma concolor (puma), 3408 nucleotides long. It is a transcript of the gene KCNT2, whose product is annotated as potassium sodium-activated channel subfamily T member 2. Gene Ontology annotation, molecular function: outward rectifier potassium channel activity; intracellular sodium-activated potassium channel activity. The record is from RefSeq and is a predicted model, not a curated record. NCBI's taxonomy places the organism in Eukaryota, Metazoa, Chordata, Mammalia, Carnivora, Felidae. Gene Ontology annotation, biological process: potassium ion transmembrane transport. Gene Ontology annotation, cellular component: plasma membrane.